AAUUAAUCUUAAAUUAUUACUGGCAUCAGCAGAAAUUUUUGGUUUGUAUAUGAACAAUGAGCUGAUAGGGCCUCACAUGGAUUUUUCAAUCUUGCAGCAGUCUUUUAUUAGUGGUUAUGGUAUCUCCCAAUCAUGGAGAUUUAAGAUAGAAUUCAAUAAAAAUCUUACUCUUGCAUGCAUAUAAAUAUACCCCACCCUGCAACCUUCUUUUCUCACACAAUCAAAAAGUCCUUAUUUGCAACUUUCUUUUCUUUCAUUGUUUAGCUCAAUUUAUGGCAACUGAACAGAACAAAGAUGUUGAACAAGGCGAAAUUAAUAGCCUUGAAGACCUGGAAAGGUCAUUGAUCCAAGAAGAGAAGAUUGUUGCUUAUAAAACUCAUGAUGGGACUACUGAUCAUGAGACUGGAUCCAUUGCAAUGGUUCUGCUUAGCACAUUUGUUGUUGUCUGUGGUUCUUUUGCAUUUGGUUCUUGUGUGGGCUACUCAGCACCCACUCAAUCUGCAAUCAUGGAGGAUCUUAAUCUCACAACAGCCCAGUACUCCUUGUUUGGUUCUAUAUUAACAAUUGGUGGAAUGGUUGGUGCUGUUACAAGUGGCCGGAUUGCAGACUACAUUGGUAGAAAAGGGGCAAUGAGAAUUUCAGCUGGAUUCUGCAUUACAGGAUGGCUUGCUGUGUUUUUCUCUGGAGGAUAUUUGUCGCUUGACAUGGGAAGAUUUUUCACAGGUUAUGGCAUUGGAGUUUUCUCGUUUGUGGUCCCUAUAUUUAUAGCAGAAAUAUCCCCUAAGAAUCUUCGCGGAGGGCUUACCACAUUGAAUCAGCUCUUGAUCGUUACUGGUUCAUCCAUUGCUUUCUUGCUAGGAAGUGUAAUAACAUGGAGAGCACUGGCUCUGACUGGCCUUAUUCCCUGCAUUUUCCUGCUUGUUGGUCUGUUCUUCGUUCCGGAAUCCCCUAGAUGGCUGGCAAAAGUUGGCAAAGAAAAAGAAUUCCAAGAGACACUGCAGAAACUUCGUGGCAAAGAUACUGAUGUUACACGCGAAGCAGCUGAAAUCCAAGCUUAUAUUCAAACUCUUCAGUCUCUUCCUAAAGCUAGAACUUUCGAUUUAUUUCAAAGACAAUACACUCGUUGUGUACUUAUUGGAAUUGCAAUCAUGGUAUUCCAGCAAUUUGUAGGAAUUAAUGGAAUUGGAUUUUAUGCUAGUCAAAUCUUUGUAUCAGCUGGAUUUUCUUCUGGUACGAUUGGAACCAUAGCUUAUGCUUGUGUUCAGAUUCCAAUAACAAUAGUGGGAGCACUGUUAAUGGACAAAUCAGGAAGAAAAGUACUGAUAAUGGUUUCUGCAGCUGGGACAUUCCUAGGCUGCUUCCUCGCUGGAGUUUCUUUCUUUCUCAAGGCACAUGGUUUGUUGCUCAGAUGGGUACCGACAAUGGUUCUUGCAGGAGUGCUGAUAUUUAUAUCAUCAUUCUCAAUUGGAAUGGGAGCAGUUCCAUGGUUGAUCAUGUCUGAGAUCUUUCCAAUAAAUAUAAAGGGAGUUGGUGGGAGCUUGGUGGUGCUGGUGAACUGGUUAGGUGCCUGGCUAGUUUCUUACACUUUCAACUUUCUCAUGAGCUGGAGUUCUUCAGGUACAUUUUUUCUGUACUCUGGAGUCUCAUUGACAGCUAUUCUAUUCGUGGCCAAGUUUGUGCCAGAAACCAAAGGAAAAACACUAGAAGAAAUUCAAGAAUCUAUCAAUUCAUAGAAAUGGAGAAAGAUCCAGUCUAUUGGUAAUUAGAUUGGAAAUUCUUUUGAAGGCCUUAAAAAUUUUGAUGAUGCAUAGCAGCAAAAGGUCCAGUCUCAAACCCAGCAAGAAGUUGCAGUUGCAGUUGCACACUCUGCAUAUUGCAACAAGACCAUCAAAAUUUUCCUUUUUCAUGUUAGAAAGAGGCCAUAGGGCCAGGGUCUGAAAUUUUAACCUGUAACUACCGUAUAUAGUUGCCUGUGCUUGUGCUUUGCAUUUGAGAAAUAAUGGAAGUAGCCUGACUUCACAACA
Hevea brasiliensis (rubber tree) is the source of this 2024-nucleotide messenger RNA. RefSeq names its product sugar transporter ERD6-like 16. The transcript is spliced from 18 exons. Gene Ontology annotation, cellular component: membrane. NCBI's taxonomy places the organism in Eukaryota, Viridiplantae, Streptophyta, Magnoliopsida, Malpighiales, Euphorbiaceae. The coding region runs from base 273 to 1733 and encodes 486 amino acids. The record is from RefSeq and is a predicted model, not a curated record. Gene Ontology annotation, molecular function: sugar transmembrane transporter activity. Gene Ontology annotation, biological process: transmembrane transport; carbohydrate transport.